CGCGGGAGCCCCCCGCCCCGCCCCGCCCGGCUCCGCUCCGCUCCGCUCCGCUCCGGGGGAGCCGCCGGCGGCGCGGGCAGCGCGGGGCAGCGCGGGGCUGGCCGGUGCCGGGUCGCGGCAUGGAGGGCGGCCGGACAGCCGCCCGGUACGGCUCGCUGGAGUCCACCCGGUGGCCGCCCGCCGGCACGGCGGCAGAAGAUGAGAUUAUUUCCAUGGCUGACUCGACCACGACCAUUGAUGACAUUGAAGGGGAGCUCUUCAAAAUCGAGAGAAUCAGAGAGAUCCUGGUGAGGAGGGAGUCAGAGCUGCGGUACAUGAUGGAUGACAUUCAGCUUUGCAAAGAAAUCAGCCGGCUGAAAAAGGAGCUUCAGAAACUCAUAGCCCUUCCAGAGACCGAGAAGUCCAAUGAGGAGAAGCAGAGAGAAGAGGAGCUGGUGCAACAGAUACACAAGCUGGUGGAAACGCGGGAUUUCCUGGUGGAUGAUGUGGAGUUUGAGAGGCUCAGGGAAAGGGAAGAAGACAAGGAAAUGGCAGAGUUCCUGCAAAGUAAGCUCUCCAAAAGCUACCUCCAGAAAGCAACUCCUGUCAAAGAGAAGAAAAUGACUUCCAGGGGGCAGCAAACCUCCGCACCGUACAUGACCAAAACGGGCCUCACCCUGCUCAAGGAGUGCUGUGGUUUCACCUGUUCCAUCAUGUAGGCCAGCCGCCGGCUCCUCUGCACAGGACACGAUCACGGUCUCCAGGCAGAGUCCACAAUCUGCUCUCCUCCGAGAGUUUCAACGUCCUGUCAUUGUUCAUGCUUCCCACUGCAGCACCAACACCGAAGAGACUUUCCACGCAGGCUGGUGCAAGCUUGAAUGAUGGCAUGUUUUCUUGGUGCCACAUCAGCAGUCGUCUCCUUCGUAACAUCAACAAACACCAAAUUCUACCCAAGCUCAGCUUGGAAGAGGCAUGUGCAGCAGCGGCAAGCAAGUCCAUGACAAAGAGGACUGGUGUAAUUCUUUACCUGAACAGAGUACUAAAACAAGCACUGGGAGCUAAUGUUUGAAGAACAUUGUACUCCACCAUCCAAAAAAUGCUGUGACCAUGGAUGAGCUCUCAUCCUUGGCCCUUGUACCAUCUUGUUGGGUCUCUUUUCUAUGGACUUUUUGUGGGGAAUGUCUCUGUUUUGGAUUUUGUUGUUUGCAUCAGUUUUAAUGCAAUGUGCUGGAUGGUUCUGGGUAGAGCUGUGGAAAGUGGGAAGGACAGUCCCCACAGGCGGCUGAAUGAAGGGUUAUUUCUUAUGAAGUUACUACCUGAGCACAGAUCUGCUGUGUUGAAGAGUGGAUGAAUGAGUUGGUUUCCCCACCUCACUGCUACUGUAUUCAGUUCCAGCUCAGAAAAAAAAAAGGAAAAUUAGAGCAAAAGAGAAAAUGAGAGAGAUUCAGAGAGAAAUUCAGGAGAAGAAUGGAGUAAAGUGCAGAGAUAAAUGAAAACCAAACAGGAGACUGAAAAUGUGUCAGGGAAAGGCAGAAAGAGCAGAUGAGAGACACUGUCACUGCCAGGAGUGUCAAGUCUUGCCCUCCAGUUUCCCAGCCAACACUUCUGGGCUUGGCAUCCUGAGCUAGACAUAAAGCGCUGUGUGAAAGAUGCACACACCCCAAGGUGUUGCAGUCUAUGCUGUCCCUUCUGAACACUCACCUGUGUCAUGAUGGCACAGCCAGAGCUGCUAAUGCCCGUUUUGGCAGGACAGGGGCUCUCUAGCUGUCUGUGAAGCUGCUGCCCUGUCUAUCCUUCUGUCCUUCAGGAUGGUGUGUUUUCACUGGGUACCCUGGGGUGGCGUCCCAUUUGGGUGGCUGCCCAAGAGUUCUGAUUGUCCUCUGGCCAAAAUGCUGAGGCCAUCAACUCAGUCCUGCUGCAACUUGCUGUAGUGAUGUGUUCCUGCCUGGGUCACUGUCCAAUGUGCCUUUGCAGGUGAGCUGGUCACAUCCCAUGUGGCUCUUUUCAUUGCAUCUCCUGCUAUUUGUGCACUUGUUAGCACAUUCAUCCUCGUAAAACACAACACAAGUGGGAUCCUUCCUUGUGCAACACCAUAAGCAGGUCUGAGUUCCUCCUGCAUUUCUUUAUCAGCACUGCUGUAAGACCCAGUGUGUGGGACCCAUUUUCAAACUUUUGCAAGGGUGUUGCCACUUCCUUUUCCUUCCUGAGCAAUCUCCUCCCCAAAUGGUUUUUAUUAGCAGUCAGAAAAGUCCACAGACUCUAAAACGAUCCCUCUGCACAUUCACAGGACCAGGUGUGAGGCCCAAAUCGGCUAGCAUGGUACCUGGUCAUCUCCAGCAAACUUGACCCAGCUCUAGUUCGUGUCACUUCUGAGCAGACCUCAGUGGUCUCAAUCUGGAGCCUGCCUUCAUUUUGCGUUGCUCAUUAUUAAUGACCUAUGGCAUCCCACAGCCACUGCUUGCUGGUUCUGGUGCUCUCCUUGCUUUGGAGCGCCUUCACUUCAGGCUGGAGCGAGGGCUGGAAAGUGCUGUAGAUAGCAGAAGUAAAUUAAGUCACAGAGAGGUCCCCUCUGCUUUGCUAACCUGUGUAACAGAGAGAUGUGCCUCCACACUGCAGAACACACCUGAAGCUGUUGCCCAAGCAGGAGUGGUGGGUAGUGUCACAGGCCAUGGUUGGUAGCAUCCGUCCUGAAGCUGAUGGGACGGAUUGGGCCACUCUUACUCCCUGCCCUUCUGGAUGCUGUCCAGUGACUGCUUUUAUCCCUCACCCUGCAGUUACCCAUGUGGUGCAAUAUGGAUGUUUGCUUUGAUCCACACAGACCAACGGUUGAAGACCUAAAAGACCCUCACUGUCCUUGCCUUCCCCAGGAUCUUAUUGGGGAAAAUGAAUAACUGAGCUAGUUCGCUUGGUUGGACUGAGAGGGAGCCAAAAGCAAAGAAAGACCUUUGAUUCAAAACUUUUUCUCCAGGUUGAUCCCUACCUCCACCGUACAAGGCCUAGAUUUCAGCUGCUGGAGCAAUGCUUGGGUGGGCAGAGAGGAUAGCUGGUGAGGAGAUGGGGAGAAUCCUGACCUGUUCUGUACUGUGUUUUCUGGUUGUAUUUGUGUAGCUGGUCGUGGAGGAGACAGGCUGCUGUCCUGGUCAUGCAAUCCUAUUCGGCCUGUAUUUUAACUGAUGACAAAGGUGCACAGCACACAGGAGCAACACUCUUUCAUGUGCAUUUAUUUCAACCCAAACAAAUAAAUGUCUGCUGGAA
Dromaius novaehollandiae (emu) is the source of this 3234-nucleotide messenger RNA. Its product is annotated as bMERB domain-containing protein 1-like. Lineage: Eukaryota; Metazoa; Chordata; Aves; Casuariiformes; Dromaiidae. The transcript has 7 exons. The coding region runs from base 120 to 698 and encodes 192 amino acids. The record is from RefSeq and is a predicted model, not a curated record.